AUUAAUACUGUGGAAAACGAAUCUUUAGCUUACUUGAAUGUAGCGUCUGACACUGUUUACCCACUUGGCAGACACAAAUGGACGCUGCUAUAUCCCAUAUGUGAACAAGCAGUGGGAAACAUAAUUGAACUAAGCUUGUCUAUAUGUCAAAGUCAUCAGUAUAUGUGUGACAAUGGUGAAUGUAUCGACCUAGCCGCCCGUUGUGACGCCAAGAGUGACUGUAACGACGAGACAGAUGAAGACAAUUGUUCCCUUCUCCAAGUGCCCGCAGGUUACCGCAGCUUCAAACCUCCUAAGAAUGUUGGUGACCCAUCAAAGCCUCUCCAGCCUAACUUAAUAUUUAAUUUUUUGCGUUUUCUUAAAAUUGAAGAUGUUGAAGAAACUAUUAACCUUGAGUUUAUUGUUAACAUAGAGUGGAGAGAUUCUAGGCUGACAUAUACUAACCUUCGAGAGGAUAUACAUGCUAAUAAAUUGUCCAAAAUUGAGACUGAGAGCAUAUGGAAGCCAAAAUUGAAGUUUCCGAACGUGAAAGACGGGAAACUACAAAAGUUAGAAGAAAUUUUUUACAUUCAGAAAAAUAAUGACUCUCUCACCAGUAACUUCAAUGCUGUAAAUAUGGAUGUAACGUACAUGGGAGCCUCAGCUGUGAUUAUUCAGCGGGAACACUACAGCGGCAGCUUCGUCUGUGAUUUUAACGUUUUCUACUACCCAUUUGAUGUGCAACAAUGUAGUGUUCUGGUGCAGCUCUCCUCUGUCAAUGAGGAACUUGUUACAUUCACUACAGAGAAAACAACUGUACACUUUGACAAGAGCUCAAAAUUUGGCACAUAUAUCAUCCAAGAUUUCGUAACCCUGAAACAGAAGAGCAAAUCUCCUGAAAGUCUUUUCAAGAUAGGCUACACCUUGCAGCGGCAGUCGACACUGAUCGUGUUGAACAUCUAUUUACCCUCCAUCAUACUCAUGGUCAUUGGCUACUUAACACUUUUCGUCCACGUCCAAAAACUUGAUGUUCGUCUUGGUGUGAGUUUGACGACCCUGCUGGUGUUGUACACUUUCUUCAACCAGACAUCGUCAUCGCUUCCACAAACUGCCUAUGUCAAGAUGAUUGAUGUCUGGUUCUUCUUCUGCACGCUUCUUCUCUUCGUUAUCAUCAUGGUACAUGUCAUAGUAGAGGGGUUAGAGACUGAGGCUGUCGUUCGUAUUGGUCCUCUACGUCGAAAACAAGGCAUCAGAAUCUCGGCUGAGAUUCUUCUGCGUGUGGUACGUCAGGUAGCAGGCAUGACGCCGACCCUCUGCUCUCAUGACAGUCGUCAAGGCUACAAUAAAGAAGUCUCAGACCAGUCACUGACUGUACUGGAAACUGUCAGGAGCAAAAGCUGUGUUUCCAAGUAUCAUCUGGUGAGAGACUUCAACAGUUGUUAGCAUAAGCUGGGAGUCUUCAGAAGCAUUGUCCUGAGGUAGGAGACUUCAAUAGUAGUGGCGGCCUGAGUAGGAUUCAGUAGUGUCAACCGAGCUGUGAGACUUCAGUAGUGUCAACCGAGCUAUGAGACUUCAGUAGUGUCAACAGAUCUGGGAUGCGUCAGUAGUGCUAGC
Cherax quadricarinatus is the source of this 1593-nucleotide messenger RNA. The record is from RefSeq and is a predicted model, not a curated record. Lineage: Eukaryota; Metazoa; Arthropoda; Malacostraca; Decapoda; Parastacidae.